AUGAGGCCACGUCCAAUUGCGAGUCCAGACACUCUACGUGUGAACAACACCGACCCGCAUAUUGUGAGCUUCCAAGUCGACACUAGACCGCCUUCAGGUCUGAGGCCAAAUGGUCGUACAAUUGCAGAACCAUGGCAACUCAAGCACCGGACUUUUUUCCCCUCGUGUAUCACACCUACACAACCUAUUUCAUUUUAUGAGGGCGAGUUUUCGCGCUCCAUAACCUCGAAUCACCCUUGUUGUUGGCCCUACCACAAAGCGCUUCUCGAUAUGAGUGUUCUGCCGCCAUUUCGCCCGCUUGCCUUGAAUCUUCCUCGACCACCAGAUCAGGCAUACCUGCGACCAGAGAGCAUGAUCCUUGAGGCCAUGUCUCGUGCCCUCAUCCACAGUAUAUUUGAGGACAUUGGGUAUAACAACAAUGUAUCGCACACUGACACUCUUGUGAGCAACAACAGCCGAGAGGAAAAAUGCAGAAAAGCCCCGAACUUCAAGGAAACAAACCCUGAGAGAUGUGCGCAUACGACUGAGCAGCUGGGUAAGCUGAAUACGCAAGUGGAUGAAAAGCCCCAAUGGUCAGAUCCCGAUGGCUCAAAGACCAAACGGGCCAGGAAAAUGAUGCGACUACGGAAAUUCGCUUUUCAAUUCAUCAUCUUUGGGUUCAAUGGCUUCCUCCUCUUCGGUUCAUGGUGGUUCAAAGGCUAUCACUAUGUCUUUGCGCCCUUCAUUGCCGUUGGUGUACUCAUAAACUUCAUCGUCACAAUGAGUCUUCUCGUGUGGCUGCUGUUCCGCAAAAUCAACCCUGAGAUCAAAGCUCCUCCGCCUCUCGAUCCUGAAACGCUCAUGCUCAUCAUCCCAUGCUACAACGAGAAUGAAGGCGAACUGCUGAGUUCAAUAGACUCCCUUGUAGAGCAAAGAGGGCUACAUGGCUAUGCACGGGCUUGCUUCAUCAUAUGCGAUGGCAGGGCCCGUGGUCCGGGCAUGACCGAAACCACAGGCGAUUGCCUACUCGAUACCAUCCUCACUGAGAAGACAUAUCGCAAGCACAUUGAGAAAGCAUAUAUAGCAUACGAUAAUGAGCCCAUGGAUGUAACCAUACAGAAGGGUAUCUAUAGAGGUCUGCCAUACUUUUGUAUCGUCAAGAUGACGAACAAAGGCAAGCGUGACGGUAUAAUUCUAAUGAGCUCCUUCGCUUACAAGUUUAAUAAGCGAAUGGAAAGCCCAAAGACAAUCUUCUCCAACGAAUUCUUCGGAGAGAUGACAUGCUUCUCUCUCGAGGAUUGCGACAUCGACAAUUUUGACCAGAUAUUUGGAAUGGAUGCAGAUAGUGUCUUUGAUCCCUGGUGUAUAUGGUACUUGCUUGACGAAAUGAGAUACCCAAAUUGCUACGGUGUAUGCGGUGUCGUCUGGGUCGACUUUAAGGAUGGCCCAUGGAAUCUCUGGCGCCUCAUGCAAAACGCCGCUUACACCGUUAGCCAAGGACUUCCUCGUCUCCAUCAAUCCAUCGUCACUUCUAAGGUGACCUGCUUACCAGGAUGCUGCCAAGUGCUCAAAGUCUGGGAAGAAAAUGACGGAGAUGACACACUGCGAACGCUGUUCGGGUACUGCCCUAGUCCUUCUGAUGGCAUGCUCAAGCAUUUACGCAGCGCAUAUAGCGAGGAUCGUAACCAUGUUUGCAACGUCACGCAUUUUCCACAUGUACAAACCCGACAGGCAAUCCGAGCUGUCGCUUGGACUGAUGUUCCUACCUCGUUAUCCGUCUUUGCAUCCCAGCGUAAACGCUGGUCCAUGGGGGCCACGGUUAACGAUAUGGAUCUUAUGUUGGCCAAAAAUACACAAUGGUUUGAGCAUGUUCGAGCGUUUGGCAAUGUUCACGCUUGGUUUUGCAGCAUUUUCAUCGUGGGAUCCCUCGCUGGACUGAUCCACUCUGCCCGGCACGUCCCCUGGUAUGUUACUGUCGGGGUUCUCUCAGGCGUGAUUGUCCAAUACUUGUACAUGCUUGCACUUACCUUCUGGAUGCCUAAAACCCGAAAGGCGAAAUGGCAAUACGUAGCGGGACUCGUUAUCUAUAUCAUCACCGGGCCUUUUCUCACGCUCUACGUCCUCUUCUACACGACAUGGCAUCUGGAUUCCUUCGACUGGGGGAAGACUCGACAAGUAAUCUCUGAAGACACGGAUGGAUAUGAAGCGGGAGAGAAAAAGAAACGGACAUCCGAAGACAGGGAAGCAACUGCUGGACUCAGGAGAUCAGCUCCCUGGUAA
Messenger RNA from Plenodomus lingam JN3, 2259 nucleotides. NCBI's taxonomy places the organism in Eukaryota, Fungi, Ascomycota, Dothideomycetes, Pleosporales, Leptosphaeriaceae. The record is from RefSeq and is a predicted model, not a curated record.